AUGUCCCAGCCAUUUGCACCCCAGCACGACCUGUACAACGCCAACGCCAUCAACAAUGUUAUGUUCGAUCCGAGCUACCCGCCUGCGGACUCGUGGAACAGCUUCGCGAUGGGAGGAGGGCACGGCGACGAUCAGGAGCUUGACGCUGGCGCUUUCUGGCAGCCUCAGGGGGCCCAGGCAGGCCCUGCUAUCGACGAUCCAUCGGAAAGCCUUCGACGGCUAGCUGCCGAGCAACCCGCCCCCGGCCCUAUCCUUCUCAUGACUCCUCCGACAACCACGCAAUCGAGCCCCCCACCUCCCGAAACACCCCCCGGUCUCUCCCUGAACCAUCACGUAGAGAACACGCCAGCCCCAAGUGAGGAACCUCGCGAUCGAGCAAGGCCCGAGCUUUCCGACAGCGACGAUGAUGAGUUCAGCAUCGACGACGACUCCGACGAGGUCUACGAAAGUGCGCUCGACGAGGCGAUCAAGAAGCUCAAGACGCUCGGCGACCCGGUGGACAAAGACGAGCCCGGCAAGCGGUCUCGUGUCGUUAUCGGUCGCAAGGAUAUCAUCGUUGCGACGUACGGAAAGAAGCAGGAGAGGUGGCGGGAUACGUGGCGCGUCGUCCGCAGCCUCAAGUGCUUCGAGGGCGCGUCGCUGGCUGUCUUCCAUCGUCGUAUGGAAGAGAUCAUCAAGGCGAAGGAUGACUUCGAUUCGGCGCCUGCGUGGCUACGCAAACUCGGGGACGGCAUAUACAUCGACGUAGGAUCCCAGAUCGAGAACAUCAAGGGCGAAGAGCAACGGCUUCGCAAUGCCAGUGACGAGGAGAAGGCGCGGCGCCUUAAGAAGCAGGAAGAAGACGAGGUGGGCGGCGAUGCCAUCCGGCGCCAGUCAAUGCGUCGCCGCAAGCGCGCUGCUUCAGACGAUGAUGGGGAUACGUCGGACGGGGAGAACCGGCCUCCGAAGAAGAGGUCUCGCCAGAGCGCGCGCGACAUCACUGACGAGCUGGUGACGAUGAACGAUCUCGCCAAGCAGGUGGUUGAAGUCACGCUGCAAGCCUCGGAGAAGUACGACAAGGCGGUUGACCGCCUCAUCACUGUCCUUGGCCCGCACCGCCCGGAGAACGCCUUGAUUCCCGCCCUUCUCAACCCUCUCAACAUCGCCGUACGGCGCCAAUUGCCUCCCUCCGCUGUCUUUGCUAGAGCUUCUUGCAUUCGCGCCAGUCUCCACAAGGAUGUACGGCUCAUGCCGAUACCAGCGCAUUCGGUUCUGCGCGCAGCCAUCGACGUAGGAUCCACGGUCAAGUACGGGAAUCAGGAAGUGGGCAGGUCUUUGACAUGGCUCUUAGGCACCCUCUGGUAUCGCUUGCGGGAGCGCGUCGCCCAGCUCUUCGCGCGACCCAUUCCACAGAAGCGGCGUAGUCGAUUUGGAUAUGACCAAUCAGACAAGUGCACGAUUGCUGAUGUGCGGCGAUCGGGGUGCCCCAUGCGUUCUUUCGGGUUGAAGGGACCAAUGGAUGAGACGGACCUGGAGAUGCUCAUUCAGUGCUUCGAGCGUAUGGAGGGUCUUCGAGAGCUAAUCCUGGAGGACGACCAUAUCCCUUUCGACAGCGUUCCUUGCAUGGAGGAGGUUCUAAUCCGCCUUGUAUGCGCUGAGGACGAGCCGCCGCUCCUGCCGGAUCUCUCAUCGCUCUCGCUGAAAUUCUUGGGCAAUAAAAGACCCCUUCCAACCCCUAUCGUGGCUCCUCUGGGUCUGAUGCGGUGGUCUCGCAGGGAGCCUCGGAUAUGCGCUGGACGUGCUGUGGUUGCUUUGGAAAAAUUUACGACCAACGCGGACACUUCUCCAGAUACGCUGAGCAUGUAGAGCGAGUUUGGUAUCACGGUAUGGACUCAGACGACAUUACAUACGAUCAUUGUAUCGAAGCAUGUAGCAACUUGGUUAACGACGAACAAGUACACGGUAGAUUGAAUUAUCAUGCCGUCUCUUCACACGAGGAACAAAGCGAAGUUUGUUGAGUGCGAUAGACCUCUCAGUAGACCGCGCCCUGCGUCGACUUGAUAAGGUCCACCGCCUCUGAGCUCCGAGGAACGAAGCGGCACUUGUACUGCAUCGGCUGCCUAUAAGUGAAAGGAGGGAGAAUCAGUCCAGCUUCAUCAAUCUUGUCCUCAACGAAGACACAGGCAUUC
Messenger RNA from Schizophyllum commune H4-8, 2168 nucleotides. RefSeq lists its product as uncharacterized. The transcript is spliced from 8 exons. The record is from RefSeq and is a predicted model, not a curated record. The coding region runs from base 1 to 1845 and encodes 614 amino acids. NCBI's taxonomy places the organism in Eukaryota, Fungi, Basidiomycota, Agaricomycetes, Agaricales, Schizophyllaceae.